AUGGGUCUUCCACUUUUUGUCGCUCCUGUCGAAUCCGACGUGGCUCGAAAACCUUCGCACAAAAACUCCACUACAUCGCCGUCGCGCACUUCUAUUCGUCGCGUUGAUCGCGCUCACUCGCGCGAACGCCAACGAAACGUGGCGCGUCGCGCCGCAGCCCGAAUCUACGGCCCCGUGCAGCGCACAUUAUCCGGCAGGAAUUUGGAGCGCCCGCUGCCGUGGAUUGAAUCGCCUGCGUCGGGGGCGCUUACCCGUGGCGCCUCGCAGUCGCGACCUAUACCGGACCGUCUAGAUCCUCCUGGCCCUGUGAACGGCGAGGAUGCUCGCAGAAGCCAGCGCAUGAGCCAGCGUAUGGAAGAGCACAUGGCUUCAGUACUUGGUACCAAUUGGCAUGACCUACCCCCCGGGCCUCCCACAGAAGAGGAAAACCAGGAAACGGAUCUCGGUUGGUGGUCUAUCGAUCCACGAGGACGUGCCCGACGUCCGCGUAUGAUGACUCCUAUUUCGUCGCGGUUCACGCGUAGCCCUGACACUCUGGAAGCCGCGCGCGCGCGUACCUCGUCUCCGCUGGCUGCGGAGAAUGCAUCCCGGGCAGAGCAAAGCGCUCGUCAGCAGCGUUUUCGCAUGAGUGUCAUUCAGCGCGAGCGACUUCUCAGAGCCAGGAGCCAGUCGACUGAGCACGGCACCGGUAUCGACGGUCUUGGUGACCGCGAGCGAAGCAUUAGCCCGGAAGAGUGGGACACCUUGUUCACAACUUUGGCCCCAGAUCCGCAGCCACCGAGUGCCAACACUUCGUUUGCUUCGGCAACCGGCACGCAGAGCGCAGGCCAGACCGCAGCCGCGCCGUCCACCGGCGGGUCAAUCCUCCCUGACGGCUUCGACGAUGCACCCGUGGACCCAGGCUGCGAUUCGGGGUGUGAGCACUCUGAUCCAAACGAAGGGGUCUUGAGACAACAGCCACGUGGUAUAGACGAAGGUGUUGCGGGGGGACGACGACGCGAUUCAAACGGCAGGGUUCUGGGGGGGACACCGCGGAAUCGCGGGGUUCGACUAGAGUACCGCCAGCACGAGCCCAUGCCGCACUACGCACGAUCUAUCAACCGCAGGCGAGCAGUGCCUCAGCAGCGCCAUCCUGUGUUUGAACAUCCCGAUGCACCCAGCAUAGCAGAACGUCAGGCUUUGAACAGAGCACCAAUGCCGGAUCGCAACAGGUCAGAUUCAUGGGUCGCGCGGGCCUCGAUUGGUGCCGGAGAGCAGGACAAUACCAGCCUACCGCGACACGCUAGGAUGAUGACAUUCUCUCCUGGUGCAGCGCCUGCAGAAGAGGAUUGGUCUGGCAUGCAACACAUUAUGCGAAGCUUGGCGCAACGAGAAGACAUACCGGAAGAAUGGUGGGCUGCGGCUGGUCUCAGCCGUACACUGUCUCAACAGGGUACAAGUUGA
Beauveria bassiana ARSEF 2860 is the source of this 1443-nucleotide messenger RNA. RefSeq lists its product as uncharacterized. The transcript is spliced from 3 exons. The record is from RefSeq and is a predicted model, not a curated record. Bases 1 to 1443 code for a protein of 480 amino acids. Lineage: Eukaryota; Fungi; Ascomycota; Sordariomycetes; Hypocreales; Cordycipitaceae.